Cutaneotrichosporon oleaginosum is the source of this 1752-nucleotide messenger RNA. RefSeq lists its product as uncharacterized. The record is from RefSeq and is a predicted model, not a curated record. NCBI's taxonomy places the organism in Eukaryota, Fungi, Basidiomycota, Tremellomycetes, Trichosporonales, Trichosporonaceae.
CUCGAUCUCCAACUCCCACUUUCUCACCAACCUCCGCCCCGGAUGGCUAACAUUCAAACCCCUGGGCAUCUCCGAAACGAAGUAUAGGAGGGUUUUUCCUUUACUCCCAACAUGAGCGCUAGCAGUGACGAUGGUAUGAGGUGUGCUCGGCUUAUCUUUGACACUCAGCCGCGCCGGCAACCUUCUGGAUCGACGACACCGUGUACCCUCACAUCACGGACACCGUCCUCCGCUAUGCAACGUGGAAGACUCUGUGCGCUUUCCGCCGCGCUUCCACCGCGCACCUCGCGCGCGUAGAUGCACUCCUGGGCAACCACAUCAUCCUGGCAUGCGACGUGCCCCCAAGAAUGAACAUCACCUCGCCGUACGGACGGGUGCCGGGCAUGCGAGACCGGCACUACUUGGACUGGUCGAAGCCGGGGAAGAAGCGGGCCAAGUGGGAACUCGAGCGCUCGAAGCAACUAAUGGAGAGCACGCGCGUCGUGGACAUCAUUGGCACCGGGGACAUGUCGCUCGUGCCCAUCUCGCGCUCCCUCAACAACGUGCGCGUGCUCCGCGUCCGCCCCGAUAACGACUACGUGCAAGUGUACAAGUGUCAUGUGACCGCUCCUAAGAUGGUUGUGUUCGGCAAUGUUGGCGCACCGCAGACUGUGCUGGGGGAUUGGCGCACAGUGGUGCCAGACAGCGUGCGUAAACUCAUCGUCAAUAUCCGCUACCACCCCGUGCAGCACGGCCAGGCGCAAUUCCCCGUCAUCGUGGAGCUGUUUCCGCCGUCACUCCCGGAGGUUGUGGUGCACAUCAUCGAACCAACCGGGAUCAGCGUCCUCCCGCCGUGGGACAGGGACCGGUUGCAGCGCCAGCGCUGGAACUCGAUAUCCUCGAGCCUCGCCGGCAUUCUGGUGCGCACGCGACGCCGUGAUUUUCGCAUCACAGUAGUCGGGUUCCGCAGUCUAUACCCCGGGUGGGUGGGACAGCACGUCGACAGCGUAUCGCAACUCGAGACACAGCUUCUGCACAGUGUGGAAGAGGAUUUACACCAGCGCAAUCCCGUGCAUGCCGCCGACACGGACACGGACAAUGCAGACAGUGCGGGGGUUGCAGAGGACAAAGACGCAUGGCCGUUUUCCAGCGUCGCGGCAGCAAUGCAGUGCAUCGUAUUCGCCACCCGCGAGGAGUACGCGAGCACGCUGGACCCACACGAGCACAUGCUUGAGACGAUCGAAAUGCUGGCGAGUGACACGCGCGAUCCGCCACUCAAAGUGCAGCGGGAUAUGUGGAGUUUUCCACUGUACUUGACUCCGCCUUCGGUCACGGCGCCGGUGGUAACCUAGUAGACAAGCCUGGAGUACUGCCGCGGGCGCUGCUGCCGCUCCUGCCCUCGAACAUUCGUUGUGGCUUGACGAGCCGCUCUGCCUCGCUGCAAGUACCUCCGCUGUGGGAGCACGAGGUUGAGCAUGUGUGACGCCUGCCUCCAGCCAAGCGCACAAUUGUCGGCCCGCACAUAGUAGACCCCGAGCGGUUAUGGCCUUUCGCACAACGGCGCUACUGGCGCGACGAGGACGGGGUUAUGAGUUGUCCGCUGGCAAAAGGUGGUCAAGGAGGCUAUCAGCGGCUCAUCUACUAAUCUGAUUAGUAGCCAUAGGGCCUAAAGCGCGGAGUGACUGUAGCUAGUGCGCAUCUGCUUGCAGAUAGACGAUAUGUUGCGACCUGCCGGCGCUUUGUCGUUGACACCUAUGCACCAUGCUGCAUCUA